GCCGCCGCUGCCGCUGCCGCCGCCGCCACCCUCGGUCGCCAGCGAGUGGAAAGAAAGAGGAAGCACCCGAAGAGAAAGCAAAAGCCAGCUGGGGAAGCGCUGGCUGCUUGGCCGGCUGCUCGCUCGCUCGCUCGCUCGCCUCUUCUCCGCCUGGCUCCCGCUCUCCCGGAGCAUCCUCCUUUCCCCGGGUGGGCUUCUGCCUCCCUCGCCGUCUGCUGCUGCCAUGGCCCAGGAGAACGGCGAGGACAGCUCCUCCUGGAAGAAGCAAGCCGGCGACAUCAACAAGAUCUUCGAGUUCAAGGAGACCUUGGGGACUGGUGCCUUUUCUGAAGUGGUUUUAGCAGAACACAGGGCUACUGGGAAACUAUUUGCUGUCAAGUGCAUACCAAAGAAAGCACUGAAAGGAAAGGAAAGCAGCAUAGAGAAUGAAAUUGCAGUUCUCAGAAAGAUCAAGCAUGAAAAUAUUGUUGCACUUGAAGACAUCUAUGAGAGUCCAAGCCACUUGUAUCUCGUCAUGCAACUAGUAUCUGGAGGUGAGCUAUUUGACCGCAUUGUGGAGAAGGGAUUUUACACUGAGAAAGAUGCAAGCACUUUAAUACGGCAAGUCUUGGAUGCUGUGUAUUAUCUCCACAGAAUGGGCAUUGUUCACAGAGACCUCAAGCCUGAAAACCUGUUGUACUACAGCCAGGAUGAAGAAUCUAAAAUCAUGAUUAGUGAUUUUGGGCUUUCAAAAAUGGAGGGUAAAGGUGAUGUCAUGUCCACAGCUUGUGGCACCCCAGGAUAUGUUGCUCCUGAAGUGCUUGCCCAGAAACCCUACAGCAAAGCAGUGGACUGUUGGUCCAUUGGAGUUAUUGCAUAUAUUCUGCUCUGUGGUUAUCCACCUUUCUAUGAUGAAAAUGACUCCAAGCUUUUUGAGCAAAUUCUCAAGGCAGAAUAUGAAUUUGACUCUCCAUAUUGGGAUGAUAUAUCUGACUCUGCAAAAGAUUUUAUUCGGAAUUUGAUGGAAAAAGAUCCCAAUAAAAGAUAUACAUGUGAGCAAGCAGCACGGCAUCCAUGGAUUGCUGGAGACACCGCCCUCAAUAAAAAUAUCCAUGAAUCUGUCAGUGCUCAGAUACGCAAGAAUUUUGCAAAAAGCAAAUGGAGGCAAGCUUUUAAUGCUACAGCAGUUGUGAGACACAUGAGAAGGUUACAUCUUGGCAGCAGUUUGGACAGUUCAAAUGUAAGCGUAUCAAGCUCCCUCAGUUUGGCCAAACCUUUACCUGACGGAACAGCCAGGAAAGACUGUAUGUCCCCAUCCACUCUCUGUAGUUUUGCAUCAUCAGCAUCAACUGGCAUCUCAGCUGUAGGAGAGAGGAGACCAAGGCAGACCACAGUCACAACAGUGCACACGGGGAGCAAGUAAUCCAGACCCUUCCCCCAACCUCAGGAAGACGUCAGAGAUGGGGGAAGGUGCCCAGGUGGGCAAGGAGGCAGGCAAGCUAACCUUCUCCUGGGUGAUUUCAUCCUGCAUUACAAAGUCGGCGAAGGACUAAAAGGAAUGAAGCUUUUUUUAAAAUGGCCAUAUUUUAUACUGCAAUUCUGAAAUGUUUGCAUUUGUCACAAACUUCAGGGGAGGGCUAGGGGCUGGGGAACAGAUCUAACAAUAUCUGGUGCUGGGUCAGCAAAUCUAGAAAUGUUCUAACUGAAGGACACUCAUGUUAGUUCCUCAGUGAUUUAUUCUGUUCUCACUGUAGGUAACAGUACAUGCUUUGUUUCAUUAACUAAAGGUUUCAACUGGAUUAUUUAAUUAGCAUUAAUUUCCAAGCAUUAUUACUUUUUGUUUUCAUUUUUCAUAUUUUUAGCUGUGUUUAUUUUGUUCAGGGCUAGAGAGUACAUAGAAUUUUGCAUUAACCUUUCAAACCGAGAUGAUUGCAAAUGUUUGUUAUAUAUAUUAUUCCUUAGUUCCUAACUGUGGGUUGCAAACUUGUCUGGAUCUUCUAGUGAGGGUGAAAAUUAGCAGAUUUCCUCCGCUCUCUUGUUGUGGAACAUGAGGCAAGAACAAGGUUUCGUUCCCUACCAGUCACAUGAAGAUUUACUCUGCAGUGGCCUAAUUCUGAGUAGAUGCUCUGUACCCACAGGAAAGGAUGGCCUUUGAGUAUUAAAGGAUAACAGUAGUGGCAUUCUGCAAUCUGAGAUGAUAAGAAAGCUAUGGCUGAUAGUUUCUUUAGCCUGUCACUUUCCGUCGUACUCUGUACAUCAUAUAUAAGCUCCAUCCCAGUUGUUCCUGUUGCAUUCUUCCUUCCUUAAGCUUAUCUCUCUGUAUCAAUGAAAUAUGCCCACACCAUUCAAGGCAGUGCCUUCUUUCAGAAAGAAUUUGAUCCAUCAAGCUAAAUGGGUGAUCAUCACAAAAUACUUCACACAAAGGCACACUUUUGUUUGCCUCUAUCCAUGUAUACACCCAUAGGUGUGAAGUGGGAUUCAUUGAGGAGGACUGGUAAACUGGAUCUUACCUGUAAUUUGUUAGGAGGUAUUUAUGCAACCACAUUGACUGUAUGAGGGCAUCACCUGAUUAUCCUCAUGGUGUUGUGAGUGGUCUCUUAAACACACUGAUACUUCUGUGGCACAUGGACUAGAGUUUAGAUCUGGGCUCAAUGUCUCCUGAAAAGUCUUACUUAGGAGAAGGUGAACUUCAGUUUUUGAUCCAUGCUGGAAUAUGUGCAGGACUGGCCACUGCACAUUAAUCAUCAUGUGCUGGCUUUAGAGUGUCAGAAAGUUUAUGUAAGUUAUAUUUGCUAAAGUAAGCAGUCUGUUCCCUCCUGGUGAUUUCAGGUAAAAAUUCUGUGAACAAGGAUCAUUUACUGUGCUGGCUGGAGCUUCUGAGACUUCAAAUCCUGGGGAGGACAUUGAGUCACCAACUCGCCAUACUUUGUCACAGAUCAGGCUAGCCAUAUUUGAAUCUUCUGAGGGAAAGAACUUCCAGUUUAUUAUCAUGGCAUAACAGCACUGAGCAUCUGCAUUUCUCACUUAAUGUGUUGGUGCUCAUUUGUAGUCUGUUGUCAUCCUGUGUUGCGCUUUGCUGGUGGUUUACAAGCCGUCCACUUCUGGUGGUUGGGGGAGCACUCCAGAGAAGGGACAGGAGUGGAAGUGUGUUGGGCCUCUCCUUCCUCUCCCCAGGAUUUCAGGCCUUGUCCUAAAGGGGAGAGAAGGACCUUUUCUCUUCAGAGAGAUUGUGAUAUUUUCUCCCAACAUUGAGAACAUGCAUCUCCUUCCUUUGGUCGAAAGCCAAAACCUAGAGCACAGUACAAAUCAUGUGUACGUCUUCCCUCACUGUCUUUCUCCAGUAUCCCAAGCAAUAUUUUAAAAACAAACGGAAUGCCAGAAAUUCCCUUUGGAAGAUCUUCUUUUUACAUUUCUAUAGUUAGCAUGUUUUGCAAAAUACACCAUUAACCUCUGAAAGGAAGGGCUCCAUAUGUAAGUACAAUUAUUAUUAAUGCUUACUACACCAAGGGCUGUAGUAUGUUGUUCUAGCAAGGAGGAAAGGGCUGAGCUUUGUGAACAAGGCUGAUAAAAGGCCCAUGAGAGGCACUACAGUAGGUGAUCACCCACCCCAUCCCGCUCACUAAAAAUUGCAUCUGAUCAGUGUACAUGAUCUCUAGAUGGUACAGAGCCAUGCUUCUUUGAUGACACUCUGUCACUCGCAUUCAUUUGAACAGCUCAUGGCCCUCCUGAUCUUGUUGGGCUCCACCUCCCAGCAUUCCUCUGCCGGCUAGGCCUCUAUCUAGAAGGCUGCCCUUUGCCCACUUCUGCCAGAGCUCUUCAGCAAAACAUGAGCUCUUGAUGCCAGAAGUUUCAGAUUCAGUGUUGCCAUCUGCUUAAAGCAAGGUGGUGCAACCUGUGGCCCACCAGAUGCUGUAGGACUGUAAUUUCCAUCAGUCCCAGAAAGCAUAACCAGUUGCAGGACAACUAUAUAUGAAGAGUGGAAUGUUGUGCACACCUAGAUUAAAAGAUAACAGGGCCAGGUACGGCUUCUGUUGGGGGCUUUUGGACGACUGCUGCUGUUUACUGUAGAGACAAUUACUAGCCUAAAUAGGUCGGAAUCCUGUUGUUUUGUGCAGGCCUUCUGCAGGCAGAGCACUAUUCCUAAGCCUUGUUGUCUUGUAGUUAUAUAAGCUGUGGUUGCCCCUUGCUUUAAACGGGGGUGUUCUGCUCUUGCAAGGAGUUGUUGGACUCCCUUGCAUAAUGCUUUCCCUGUCACAAGGAUAUUAAACACAGUAUGGAAGACUUGCUUUUUUUUUUUUGAACCAAACUAUAAGUCCCAUAAUACCAUAGUUAUUGGCAACACUGAGAGUCAGUUCUGGGAAUUGUAGUCCAAAAAGUAAUUUCUCCAAUGUCUUGAUUAGAUGGGUCAAUAAUCUGUUUUAAUAUAAGGCAACUUCAUGUUUCCUUCAUAAGUCUCCUGUUCUGUAUGAUAUAGAAUAGUGAGAGCUGUGUUUUUGCUUACAGCACCUGCCCAUCUAAUUUAGCAUGCUUUUUCCCAGACAACUCUGGCUGCUCCAAAGCAAGGCAUAGAGGUAAUGUCCUUCCACUGUUCUGUGUCCCCAGGAUCUGCUACUUAGAGGUAUAUUGUAUCCACACUGAAGUUCAAUAAAACUCUUCCAGAUGUAUACAAGAGCCAGCAAAUAUGCUGUAAAAGGCUUCAACAUAUUUAUCAUUUUAAGAGGCUGAAGCUGUUGUUUUAGAUCAAGCCCCCUAAGCAGAAGCACCUAGCAGAUUUAAAAUCAGUUGCACCGUGACAAAGAUAUUACCCUAGAGAGAUCCCAGUACUGACCUGUUCAUGAUGUAUAGUGAGGCCUGGAACUAUUAUGGAAUUAGUUUUCUCCAGAUUCCAUAACCACUGUAUGAUAUUCUACCUUGUAGAACAAUGUGAUUUCUCGUGACAUAACAGGAGUUUCCUGAAAUACACGGAUGAGCACCUGUUUUUUCCAUUGUGCCUACAUAAUUCACAAGUAUAUCACUUUGUAAAUCCUGCAGCUUCUAACACCCGCUGCCAAACAGCUUCUUGCAAAAACUAUAGUUUUGUUGGAGUCUGUUUUAUAAUAUUCUGCCAAAGAACAAGGUUAUGAUUUAGGGGAACAAACAACAGAAAAUUGCAAUAGCAUUCCCUUAACGCUCUUUUGAUAACAUAAAACAGCCCCACUGAUUAAUGAUUAUUCCAUAAAAUAGAUAAAUGUCAGCUAAAUAAAUAUAUUUCCAAUUUC
Pogona vitticeps (central bearded dragon) is the source of this 5237-nucleotide messenger RNA. RefSeq names its product calcium/calmodulin dependent protein kinase ID (gene CAMK1D). Gene Ontology annotation, biological process: protein phosphorylation. The record is from RefSeq and is a predicted model, not a curated record. Gene Ontology annotation, molecular function: protein kinase activity; ATP binding. Lineage: Eukaryota; Metazoa; Chordata; Lepidosauria; Squamata; Agamidae.